AUGCAAGCGAAUCUUGUCAUAUACAACAGCUACAUAGAUAUACUAUUCAAGACUAAACAGAAAGCUAAGGUCGUAAUGGACACGCUUUCGAUUAUGUUUGAGGACGAGUUGACACCGAACAUCAGCACGUUCAACACCAUCAUCAACAACUGCGUCGAGAUGGAUAACCUACGUUACAUGGAGAGGGUGAUUGUGGUCAUGGAUGAAAACAAUGUACAGCCCGACACAAUAACGUUCAACUCGAUGUUAAAACUGGCUGUCAAAUACAACUACGAUGAGUACCUGGCCUUUGCCUUAUACAAGGUGUUUAUUAAGGACUACGGGGUAAAACCAGACCGCUAUACGUUGUCUCUGUUGUUGGAUAUCCAAUUGCAUAACGGCGAUGUACAGGGUGCUCACGAUACGGUUGACCUAUGGAUAUCUCUUCGCAGAGAAGUGACGCCGUUAGUGUAUAUGCAAUUUCUGGAGGCAGAGAGAGACGCGUGCAAGGAAACUCGCGAUCCAGAAAGCGUAAAACGUGCGCUAGCAACGCUAACGCUUAUGGAGCAAAGGGUGGUAUUACAUCCCUUGGACUAUGCGAGGAUCAUUGAGACCACCGCGCCAUCAUACCCUAAAGACGCGUUGUUAAUAUACGAAGAGGUGCUGCACCACUUUAACCGGGAAUACAGACCUAACCGAGAGUGUUUGAGGGUCCUGUUCAGCAAGUGCGAGAAUGCCGAAGACAGGAACCGAGUCAAGAACCUGCUCUUCUAUGGGAGGGAUGUCCGCAAGGGCAUUGACUUGAAUAGCGUUGAGCCUAUUCUGAAGUGCCAGUCGUGCCACAUUAACCACAAGACAAUGAAUGUGCGAGAGUGCAACAUAUGUACCUGCGUGCUGUGUCUGAAAUGCACCGAAAACCACAUGUACAUCCGUGAGGAGCCGAGAAGUCACACAAAUGGCCACGAGCACCACAUACAGACGUUCUACUGUCCUAACUGUGUCACAUAA
Molecule: messenger RNA, 987 nt
Organism: Sphaeroforma arctica JP610
Lineage: Eukaryota; Ichthyosporea; Ichthyophonida
Exons: 7
Coding region: 1-987 (328 amino acids)
Molecular function (GO): protein binding
Source: RefSeq, a predicted model, not a curated record